Pteropus alecto (black flying fox) is the source of this 1860-nucleotide messenger RNA. It is a transcript of the gene RIOX2, whose product is annotated as ribosomal oxygenase 2. Gene Ontology annotation, cellular component: nucleolus. The record is from RefSeq and is a predicted model, not a curated record. The transcript is spliced from 10 exons. The coding region runs from base 170 to 1585 and encodes 471 amino acids. NCBI's taxonomy places the organism in Eukaryota, Metazoa, Chordata, Mammalia, Chiroptera, Pteropodidae. Gene Ontology annotation, molecular function: histone H3K36 demethylase activity; histone H3K4 demethylase activity.
UCGUGGGCACGUGCAAAAAGCCAACCCUGGUGAGUGGAGCGGUCGCGGCCCGCAGUCCAGCGCCGCGGCAGGCAGAGGUCGUGCGCGUCCUCCAAGCGUCCGAGCUCCGUUGCGGGUGGGGCGCACUCGGGUUUGCAUUUCCUCGCUGCUUUGUCUCGGAGACAGAACGAUGCCAAAGAAAGCAAAGCCUGCAGGAACUGAGAAGGAAGAGGGGCCUGGUCCCUGUAAACAGCCGAAGGUGGAGGCAGCUGGGGGACCCUCCACUUUAAACUUUGACAGCCCUAGUGUCCUCUUUGAAAGUUUAAUCUCACCCAUUAAGACGGAGACUUUUUUCAAGGAAUUCUGGGAGCAGAAACCCCUUCUUAUUCAGAGAGAUGACCCUGCAGUGGCCACAUAUUACCAGUCCCUGUUCAAGCUAUCAGAUCUGAAGAGUCUGUGCAGCCGGGGUAUGUACUAUGGAAGAGACAUAAAUGUCUGCCGGUGUGUCAAUGGGAAGAAGAAGGUUUUAAAUAAAGAUGGCAAAGUGCACUUUCUUCAGCUGAGAAAAGAUUUUGUUCAGAAAAGGGCAACAAUUCAGUUUCACCAGCCUCAGAGAUUUAAGGAUGAGCUUUGGAGGAUCCAGGAGAAGCUGGAAUGCUACUUUGGCUCCUUGGUUGGCUCGAAUGUGUACAUAACACCUGCUGGAUCUCAGGGCCUGCCACCCCAUUAUGAUGAUGUUGAGGUUUUCAUCCUGCAGCUGGAGGGAGAGAAGCACUGGCGCCUCUACCACCCCACUGUGCCCCUGGCGCGGGAGUACAGCGUGGAGGCCGAGGACAGGAUUGGGAGGCCAGCACACGAGUUCACAUUGAAGCCAGGUGAUUUGCUGUACUUCCCCAGAGGGACCAUCCAUCAAGCAGACACUCCUCCGGGGCUGGCCCACUCUACGCACGUGACCAUCAGCACCUACCAGAACAAUUCAUGGGGAGAUUUCCUUUUGGACACCAUUUCGGGGCUUGUGUUUGAUACUGCAAAGGAAGACUUGGCGUUCCGAGCCGGCAUCCCCCGGCAGCUUCUCCUGCAGGUGGAAACCACAGCUGUUGCAACAAGAAGAUUAAGUGCUUUUCUGAGGACGCUUGCAGACCGGUUGGAAGGCACCAGUGAGCUGCUUUCAGCAGACAUGAAGAAGGAUUUUGUUAUGAAUAGACUCCCACCGUACUGUGUGGGAGACGGAGCAGAGCUUUCAACACCAGGUGGAGCUUGCCAUCUUCUAGGUGGACAGUUACCAAGGUUGGACAGCACAGUGAGGCUGCAAUUUAAAGACCACAUCGUCCUCACACUGGGGCCAGAUCAGGAUCGAUCUGAUGAAACUCAGGAAAAGAUGGUUUACAUCUACCAUUCUUUAAAGAAUAGGAGAGAGAAACACAUGAUGGGAAAUGAGGAAACAGAGUCUUAUGGACUUCGCUUUCCUUUAUCUCAUGUUGAUGCACUGAAGCAGAUUUGGAACAGUUCAGCUAUUUCUGUCAAGGACCUGAGACUUACUACGGAUGAGGAAAAGGAAAGCCUGGUGUUAUCCCUUUGGACAGAAUGUUUAAUCCAGGUAGUCUAGUGCAUUUAUAGAAUCGAGUGUCUACUACUUUAUAUAUACAUGUGACAAGAGAAGAUUUACGUGCUAGGGAGCCCCCCAGCACAUAGACUGGGUAGGAAGAACAGUUCUGUACAACUUUCCUUUUGUGUGUCUCUACUAACACAAGACCUGCCUCUUAUAGGUGGUCAUGGAAGAAUGGCAAAUUAAUGUGACAAAACCAUAUUUCGGACAAGUUUAUUUAAUCCAGUGUGGUAGAAAAGGCACAACUACAAUAAAUUUAAAUGUCAGUGUCGUUA